AGCAGCAGCUCCACAAUGGCCUCGUCAACGAUUCGCUCAAUCACCAGCGUCAAGCCGCUCCUGGACCGAGUCCUUCUCCAGCGCUUCAAGCCGGAGACCAAGACGUCUUCGGGCCUCUUCCUCCCCUCAUCAGCCACCUCGUCGCCCCUCCCCGAGGCUAGCGUCAUUGCGACUGGCCCUGGCGCCCCGAACAAGGACGGUGUCAUCCAGCCUCUCUCGGUCAAGACCGGUGACAAGGUUCUGCUCCCCAGCUGGGGCGGUCAGAGCAUCAAGGUCGGAGAUGAGGAGUACCUCCUCGUCAAGGACAGCGAGAUCCUGGCAAAGAUCAACGAGAGCGCUUAAGUCUGCCUCGUCUCUUCUUGCCCUCUCCUCAUUGUCACCCUUGAACUCCUAGCAUAUGUUUAUCCGUUGAUCAGAUGGGAUCUCAGCGACGUUGUCGCACGAAGCGUGUGGUCGCAAUGGCCAUCAGCGACGACGAUGGUCGCCAUUCACUGUAAUGCAAGC
This is a messenger RNA of Jaminaea rosea, 504 nucleotides long. RefSeq names its product putative heat shock protein 10. Bases 16 to 342 code for a protein of 108 amino acids. The transcript is spliced from 4 exons. The record is from RefSeq and is a predicted model, not a curated record. Lineage: Eukaryota; Fungi; Basidiomycota; Exobasidiomycetes; Microstromatales. Gene Ontology annotation, molecular function: ATP binding; metal ion binding; protein folding chaperone. Gene Ontology annotation, cellular component: mitochondrial matrix.